Topomyia yanbarensis is the source of this 3686-nucleotide messenger RNA. It is a transcript of the gene Oseg4, whose product is annotated as WD repeat-containing protein 35. Gene Ontology annotation, biological process: non-motile cilium assembly; intraciliary retrograde transport; protein localization to cilium. Lineage: Eukaryota; Metazoa; Arthropoda; Insecta; Diptera; Culicidae. The record is from RefSeq and is a predicted model, not a curated record. Gene Ontology annotation, cellular component: non-motile cilium; intraciliary transport particle A. Gene Ontology annotation, molecular function: protein binding. Bases 135 to 3686 code for a protein of 1183 amino acids. The transcript has 7 exons.
UAUUACUAUGGCAACCUGUUGGUGUAAACAAAUCGCAACAAGAUAUUGUCGAUGGCAGGUGUAAUUUUACUGCGAGUGGAAAUAUUUUUAUACUAGGUGAAAUUUGUUGUAAUGAAGUAGAAUCCAAUCGAAACAUGUUUAUUUAUUUGAGUAAAAAGAUCGCCAUCCCGAACAAUACUCGACUAAACUGCAUAGCAUGGAACAAGGAGCACGGCUACGUAGCCGUUGGAGGAGAAGAUGGUUUGCUGAAAGUCCUAAAGCUGGAACAAGCAACGACAACGGUGGCGCAAUCUGGAAAAGCCAUGCUGCCCAGCAAUCUAUCCAUGAAUCAAACAUUGGAGGGCCACAAAUCAUCGAUUCAUGUUGUGACUUGGAAUGAGUCUCAGCAGAAACUGACUUCUUCCGACAAAGAUGGUGUCAUUAUGGUUUGGAUGAUGUAUAAGGGUUCCUGGUACGAGGAGAUGACUAACGACCGAAAGAAGUCAACUGUGAAAGGAAUGGCGUGGACCAGUGACGGGCAAAAAAUUUGUAUUGUUUAUGAGGAUGGCACUGUUAUUGUUGGUUCUGUUGACGGUAACCGGAUUUGGGGCAAGGAACUGAAGAAUGUAUCGCUGACUGGUGUUCAAUGGAGUCCCGAUGGUCGCCUAUUAUUGUUCAGUGUCAAAACCGGAGAGCUACACCUCUAUGAUAACCAAGGGAUUUUUGUAAUGAAGUUGAAUAUUCAAUGUGUUUAUUUGACUGCUUCGAAAAGCAUUACUGUGGUAGGGCUCUGUUGGUACAAUGAAACUGUUUUUCCAAACCGGCCAGUGCUUGCAAUCUGUUACGAGAAUGGAAAAAUGCAGAUUAUGCGGAAUGAGAAUGAUGAUGCUCCCGUAAUAGUUGAUACUACUCUACAGGCCAUUUCCUGUAUGUGGAAUCAGGACGGUACUAUAAUAGCAGUUUGUGGUAUGAAAACAAACUUUAAUGACAAGGAAUCGAAUCAAGUUCAGUUUUACACACCUUUUGGAGAGCAUAUCAGAACCCUGAAAAUUCCAGGAAAAGAGAUCACUUCCCUUUCUUGGGAAGGUAAAUCACUUCGAAUAGCUUUAUCCGUGGAUUCGUUCAUAUACUUUGCCAACAUUCGCCCCGAUUAUACCUGCUGCUAUUUUAACAAAACGGUUUGCUAUGUCGAAGCUACUAAGAAUGAAGAAACAUCAUUAAUUACUUUUUGGGAUACCAGUUCUAAUCAGUGUUAUACGAAGCAUGUGGAUCCGGUCAUCGUGAUGACUGCCACUGUCGAUCAUUGCGUUCUUGCCGUCGAAACAAAGAUCAGUGCUAAGGAAUUCAGUUUGAUGAAUGACAACAAGAGUAAAGAUUUUAUGUAUCAAUUAUUGGUUUGUAAUUCGAUUAGCACUACAGUGGAUUCCAAAUAUGUUGACAUACGGCCCAAUUUCAUCGCAAUGAACUCAACCCAUGUGAUUGUGGCUUCCAAGGAUCAGUUUUUGUUGUGGCACUACCAUACUCCGAAGGGAGCUUCCACUCUGCAUGGUAGCGUGAAAGCGAAAAAGGACAGAAAAUAUCACAUCGACGACACUCCUGCGUUGGACGUCCUAAAUGAUUUGGACUCGAGCAAUGCGUACGAUAUUCCAUUGAAAUGUGAUCUCAGCCAGGAUCCAAUUUGUUGUAUGACGGCAUCCGAGAAUCUGUUGCUUAUUAGCAGGGAAUCGGGUUUGAUUCACGAGUACACUCUGCCGCAUUUGGUUUUACGAAACCGGCAUUAUUUGCAUACUCGAGGUUACAGAAUGUCCAUAAACUGUAACUCAACUCGUGCAGCACUGAUUGAUUGCAAUGGAGUUCUAACAACGUUGGCUUUACGAGAGGACGACGGACAACCUACAGAAGGAAGAAUUGAACGUAAGGAUGUUUGGGCCAUCUGUUGGGCACGUGAUAAUCCACAGUUGUUAGCGAUAAUGGAGAAAACCCGUAUGUAUAUUCUCCGCGGAGCAGAUCCGGAGGAACCCAUUUCAUGUUCCGGGUACAUAUGUAACUUUGAAGAUCUGGAAAUUACAGGCGUGUUGCUAGAUGAAAUUAUCAAGGGAGGGGCUACUCCGAACGUGAAAGAACAUGUUCUUCAGUUAAGGGUUAAGUCAUUAAGAGACACAGAAGAUCUACUCUCGCAUGUAGGUAUCACAGAGGCAAAACAGUUCAUUGAGGACAACUCACAUCCCCGUUUGUGGCGAUUGUUGGCAGAGGCUUCAUUAAAAAAGUUGGAUUUGGAAACAGCGGAGUCUGCUUUUGUACGUUGCAGUAAUUACCCUGGGAUUCAACUGAUCAAACGAUUGAAGAACAUGCAGGUCGAAGCACUGCAGAAGGCUGAGAUUUCUGCAUUUUUCGGGGAAUUUAAUGAAGCUGAAAAACUGUACAUCGACAUCGAUCGUAGAGAUUUAGCGAUCAGUUUGAGACAAACUCUCUGUGAUUGGUUUCGUACAGUUCAGCUGUAUAAGAUGGGUCCGGGAAUAUCGGACCAGCAGAUGGAAUUUGCGUGGCGAGAGAUUGGACAUCAUUUCAUGAACAUGCGUGCAUGGGAAAGUGCGAAAGACUAUUACGAAAAAGCAUAUUACGUUGAAGGUCUUAUGGAUACAUUGUACCACCUGGAACAGUACGAUGAGUUGGUGGGAUGUACACAUAAGCUUCCAGAGAAAAGUCCACACCUUGCCAAGCUAGGCCAAAUGUUAGCCACAGUAGGAAUGUGCGAACAAUCUGUUGCUGCCUAUCUGAAAUUGGGAGACAUUAAGUCAGCUGUGUCUACUUGUAUAAGUCUUCGUCAAUGGGGUUUGGCAGUCGAACUUGCCCAAAAGUACAAGAUGCCACAGAUUAGUGCUUUGCUUAGUAAACACGCUGCUCAAUUGCUGCAAGAAGGAAAGCUUCCAGAGGCUAUAGAACUACAGAAGAAGGCUGGUAGAUUCCUGGAUGCUGCAAGAUUAUUGAUGAAAAUGGCAGAAAAUGAAGUGACGAAAAAGUCCGACUUUGUGAGAAUUAAACAGUUGUAUGUACUGUCCGGAUUGCUCGCUGAAGAGCAUAUCGAGAAGCAAAUUUCCCUGACAGGGGGAAACAGAGCUAUGGUACUAUCUCAAAUGAACCCUGAAGAUGCGAUGCUCACUGAAAAUAUCUGGCACAAUGCGGAAGCGUAUCACUUUAUGCUGUUAGCUCAACGGCAGCUUCGAUCUGGUGUUUUGCAUAGUGCAGUAAUCACGGCGUUGCGCCUACGAGAGUACGAAGAUGUUCUGGAAGUUGAAGCUCUGUAUUCAUUACUUGCACUGUCUAGUUGUGCAGAUAGAUCUUUCGGUACAUGCUCCAAAGCGUUCAUUAAAUUAGAAGGUCUUGAAUCUAUUCCGGAGAUACGCCGUCAGCAGUACGAGGAACUAGCCAUUAGCAUCUUUUCCCGUUACGAUCCUCGGGAUGGUAAAUCGAAACACGUUACUUGCUUUACCUGUGAGACUCCUGUAACAGAUUGCAGCACGUUCUGUUCGAACUGUGGCAGUCAUUUCCCGUCCUGUACAGCUUCAGGUCAACCAUUGACAAAUCCGACCGGAGCUUGGCAAUGUUCAACAUGUUAUCAUGUGGCGAAUCCACUUGAAAUAACAUUACGAAAGACAUGCCCUCUUUGUCACACAGUGAUUGUUAAGAAAGGAAGUGUGGAAGUUUAA